CAGGAAAGUGGGCGUGCAGGAAGGGAUGGGUGCCAAAGUAAGUGUAUAUUAUUGUUUAAUGGCCUGCUUUCUACACAUUGUACACAAGACAUGAAGGAGUUUCUUCGUAGUGACAAGACAUGCAGAAGAGAAUUGCUCAUGAAAGCAUUUGGAUACCAGCAUGUUGCAUCAAAUAGACACAGUUGUUGUGACAAUUGUGCAAUCGCAUGUGAAUGUGGUGAAGAUGAUUGUAAGUCAAACAUUGGACUAAAUAUUCCAGACUCAAAGACUAUGACCUCAGAUGAAAACACUGGAAAAACAAGACCUGUCAGUCAUGAGCAGAAAAAUCUUUUAAAAGCCAAGUUGAAAGAUUUUAGGAAUCGUCUAAUAAAAGAACAAACACAACAAUUGAGUAACACAGUGUCAUUACCAACUGUUCUACUUGAAUUUGGGAAUACACAAAUCGUUAGUGUUAUUGAAAACAGUAACAAAAUAUUUACUAUUUGUGAUGUUAAGAAGUAUGUUGAAGUGUGGCGUGAACAACAUGCAUGUGGAGUAUUAAAAGUUCUUGAUGAGGUGUUUGGUGACAUUGGUAAUAUUCCAGAUUUGUCUGACUCAAUGUGUGAAGAACUAUUUGGCACUAUGGAUUGGGAUGAAAUUAAUGAUGACUCAAGUUUGUUUUCAAUGAUGGAUUCACAGGAUGAAGACAUGGAUGAUGGCACCCAAGAUGAAACUGGAGAAGGGUCAUUAAAUAAGAGCAGUUUUUUCUGUAAUGUGAACCUUUAAUUGAACUACUGUACUGUACUCAGCAAGAACAUUUUCAUGAAGGUAACUAUUACUAACUUUGCUAUAUAACACAGUACAGUAAUACUACAUACUUGACAAGUGCACUUAGGCUUUCCCAAUAAUAUUUACAAUAAUCUUUUUUUCAUUCCCAAUGGACAAGGUUUUUAAAGUGCCUAUAUCAUGGUUUUGGUUUUAGGGUAUUUUAAGACACUUUGCAAUAUAUUUUGUUUUUGAAAAAUUUCAUCUUCAUGGAUUUAUUAGCUCUUAAAGUUACCGGACAUGACGUCAAAAGGAGAAGUUUGUUGCAAUAAUACAAAGGAAAACUGAUUUGCAAUUCUCCUUUUGACGUCAUGUCCGGUAACUUUAAUAGCUAAUAAAUGCAUCAAGAUGAAAUUUUGAAUAACAAAAUAUAUUGCAAAGUGUCUUAAAAUACCCUAAACUUUCGAGAUAUGCAAACUCCAAAACCAUGAUAUAGGCACUUUAAUAAUUCUUACUCUAGCUUGCAAUUUUGUGAAACUUUGAAAACAUGUGUGAAACUAACUAACAAGGGAGUAAACAUUAAUUUUACUUGGCCCUAUGUAAUUACUUUUACUAACUGCACAGUUUUAACUGUAGUUUUAUCUUAUAAAUAGUUUUAUCAUCCUUAGUUGUAAAUCAAUAGUUAGUACUAAUAUUGUAAUAUUUGACUCAUUUCAGCCAUUGGCUGCAAAGUUUUAUAAUGAUAAUAUUAAGGACAGGAGUGCCAUGCCAAACUUAGUGGUGUGUGUGUGUGUGUAUGAUUACACACCUUUCUUGGGAAGGCCUGGGUGCACCAAAUGUCAUUUCAGUUCAUUAAUAACUGUAAAUGACUAAUAUGAAGUCAAUGCUUAACAUGAAAUGGAAAUCCCAGUAUUAUUUAGUACCAAAGUCUUAUCUUACAGUAUGCAUGCUAUUGUCUGCAAGGAUGCUAUUUCUAUCAUCUAGCCCUUCUUUGCAGUAUAAUAUUUUUCUUGUGUUCAUCUAUCCAAUGAUACAUCUUUUGCAAAGCAAAUCCAGCUAACAAGCUAGAUUUAACCCCCCCAUAAAAGCUAUAAGACCUCCCAGGUACUCUGACCAGAGCCUGUUGAUGUAGUAACUCCUUGACAAUCGUUUGAAGAUCUUUAGCGGAAGAUUUUGGUACAUGCUUUCCUGAUGGUUUGUAGCUUUUUACUUCUGCGUCGAAGUUUUCCAUGAGGGCUUUGGUUGUUUUCAUGCUGCGACAGAUUCGAUCAAUCGAUUUCUUGCUUCCAUUUGGACCAAGUUUCUUAAUUGCUUCUUUUACGAUUCUGUUUAGGAAUUCAAGAUUCAGAUCAAGAGAUAUAUUUGCUGAUCCCACCUUUGACUUUAUGAACCUGUUCCAAAUUAGUUGGUGUGCUGAACGGGGAGAUAACAAAGCAUAAAUUUGGAACAUCAGGUAAAGCACCUCUACUGAGUAUUUCUGGCUACCAGAGUCGUGUUUCAGGUAGAGCAGAAGAAAUUUCCAACACCGAAUUACCCUUAGGCCAUCACCU
Paramuricea clavata is the source of this 2294-nucleotide messenger RNA. NCBI's taxonomy places the organism in Eukaryota, Metazoa, Cnidaria, Anthozoa, Malacalcyonacea, Plexauridae. The record is from the annotation of a GenBank genome assembly.